AUGGCCACAUGGAACUUGGGCCGGAGGCCCUGCCGCACACUCGGACUCUUGCUGCUGGUGCUCCUGAGCUUCCUGGUGCUCCGCAGGCUCAACUGGCAGAAUGUGCUGCCCCGGUGGCUGUGGUUCCGGCAGAGAGGGUUACGGGCGGCUGGGCAGCACUUCCUGCUGGAGGAUUCCACCUUCUGGAUACUGGGCGGCUCCAUCCACUACUUCCGCGUGCCCCGGGAAUACUGGAUGGACCGGCUGCUGAAACUGAGGGCCUGUGGCCUGAACACCCUCACCACCUAUGUACCCUGGAACCUACAUGAGCCAGAAAGAGGCAAAUUCGACUUCUCAGGGAACUUGGACCUACAGACCUUCCUCCUGAUGGCCGCAGAGGUCGGGCUGUGGGUGAUCCUGCGCCCAGGCCCCUACAUCUGCAGUGAGAUGGACCUUGGUGGCCUGCCCAGCUGGCUGCUCCAGGACUCCAACAUGAUGCUGCGGACCACGUAUGCUGGCUUCACGCGUGCUGUGGACCUGUAUUUUGAUCACCUGAUGGCCAGGGUGGUCCCCCUGCAGUACAAGCAUGGAGGCCCCAUCAUCGCCGUGCAGGUGGAGAACGAAUAUGGCUCCUACAGCAGAGACCCUGCCUACAUGCCCUACAUCAAGAAGGCCCUGGAGGACCGGGGGAUUGUGGAGCUGCUCCUGACCUCGGACAACAAGGAUGGCCUAAGCAAGGGCGUUGUGGACGGAGCUCUGGCCACAAUUAACCUGCAGUCUCUGGGGGACCUGCAAGUGCUGAACGACUUCAUACUGAGCACCCAGGUGGUCCAACCUAAGAUGGUGAUGGAAUACUGGACAGGCUGGUUUGAUGUGUGGGGCAGCCGGCACAAUAUCCGGGAUUCUUCGGAGGUCCUGCAGACAGUAAAAGCCUUGCUGGACGCCGGCUCUUCCUUCAAUCUCUACAUGUUCCAUGGCGGCACCAACUUUGGCUUCAUGAAUGGGGCAACGCACCAGGGCCAGUACCAGGCAGAUGUCACCAGCUAUGACUAUGACGCGGUGCUGACCGAGGCCGGGGACUACACUGGGAAGUUCAGCAAACUGCGGAACUUCCUCUCCUCUGUCACAGCAAAGAAGCCCCUUCCUCGGCCCCCUGACCUGCUCCCCAAAGCUGCCUAUGAUCCUGUGAGCUUCUUGUGGUACUUACCACUCUGGGAUGCCCUCGAGUACCUGGAUGAGCCAGUGACCUCGGACUGGCCCUUGAACAUGGAGAACUUGCCCAUCAACAAUGGCAACGGACAGGCCUUCGGAUAUGCACUGUACGAGACGAGCAUCACGGCCCCUGGCACCCUGCAGGCCCAUGUGCGCGACUGUGGCCAGGUGUUUGUGGACAGCAUGUCUGUUGGAGUCUUAGACUAUGACCACACCGAGGUCCAUAUCCCCUUCGUCCAGGGUUACUCCAAGCUGAGGAUCCUGGUGGAGAACCGUGGGCGGGUCAACUAUGGGCCUAUGGAUGGACAACGCAAAGGCAUCAUUGGAAAUGUCUCUCUCAAUCACUCUCCCCUGAAAAAAUUCAAAAUCUACAGUCUGGAAAUGAAGAAGGAAUUAUUCCCGAGGUUCCACAAGAAGUGGACCCAUGUCCCUGAGGUCCCUACCCUGCCUGCAUUCUUCACUGGCUCCACAACCAUCAUGAUGCCUCCCUCUGACAGCUUCAUGAUGCUAGAGAACUGGGAAAAGGGGGUUGUAUUCGUGAAUGGCCGAAACCUGGGACGCUAUUGGAACAUUGGGCCUCAGAAGACCCUCUACCUUCCGGGACCUUGGUUACAUCAGGGCAUCAACCAGCUGGUGGUCUUCGAGGAGAAGGUGGCAGGUUCCGUGGUGCUGUUCUCGGAGACCCCACAUCUGGGCAGGUUGCAGUACAUCAGCUGAGCCCACAUCCCCACUGCACCCUACUGUGUAUGCUUCUGAUUUGGACCUGGGAGUGGAGGGACUGGCUGGGGUGCUCUGCUGACACCCUGGGGACCCUAUUUUCUGGAGGUAGCUGCUGGGGAGCCCUUGGGGGUGCAGAUGGAUACUGUGGCAGCUGGGGGCUGUGUCUACUUGGUUCCAGCUCCCUGGCAGAUGUUGCCUCCUUUAUGUUCCUUUCUAGUACCAUCUGAGGGUGUCACCAGGGAGGGCUGUAGGCAAGCUGGGAGGACAGGAGAGGGCACCAGGAGAAAGGGCAGGUAUGAGGUGCUGUGCCCGUGUUCCAAGCAGCACCCAGUCUCACAGCUGUGGGGUGCUCUGGAGUGCAGUGGCUGGGCUUGUUCUCCUCUAACGGCAAUAAAACUAUAAAUAAAAUUGGACUAACCUCUGGGGUCAUGGCCCUGCA
Suncus etruscus (white-toothed pygmy shrew) is the source of this 2350-nucleotide messenger RNA. It is a transcript of the gene GLB1L2, whose product is annotated as galactosidase beta 1 like 2. Gene Ontology annotation, biological process: carbohydrate metabolic process. NCBI's taxonomy places the organism in Eukaryota, Metazoa, Chordata, Mammalia, Eulipotyphla, Soricidae. The record is from RefSeq and is a predicted model, not a curated record. Bases 1 to 1908 code for a protein of 635 amino acids. Gene Ontology annotation, molecular function: beta-galactosidase activity. Gene Ontology annotation, cellular component: vacuole. The transcript has 19 exons.